AAGAGAAGAAAGUCCAAGACAGGAGAAAGGAGAUGAAGCAAAAACGGGGGUAAAGUAAAAGUGUAAAACAAUGGCGCACUGUCCGUUUUAUUAGGGUUUUUCUCCGCAGACUACGCCAUCAAAGUUCCAUCAUCAUCUCCAUCGCCUUGCUCGAAACCCCAUAAUCAUAACAGCAAGUACACGCACAAGCUAUCACACUUUCUCUCGUCUCUUUGCGUUUAUGCUGUUUCCCCUUUUGCAUACCGGGCUUCUACUCUGAAAUCAAACAAAGAUUUGAUUUCAACAAAGAUUGAUGAUGAUAUAUUUAGUGGGAUUGCAUCGAUACAUAUAAAGCAGCUUCCUUUUACUGUUCUUUGUUGGAGGUUGUUGAAGAAAGCAUACAAAAGACUAAUUUACCCGUGUGACAAAAGAUAGCUAAAACGGGGUCUCUCUGUUGUGUGGCUGCCAGGCCACAUGAUGGGUCCAAUGCGGUUAGCCAGGACUGGUCCAUGGGCCCACACGAGCCCUACUGGCGAACCAACACCAGCUUCUCUCCUCCACCACCAAGAUGGGAUUUCCGAUUCCAUUCCGAAGUUCAAUCAUUCGGUUCCCAAGAAGGAAACCGUUUAUACAACGGUUCUUCUACAUCUUCAAACAGUAGAGAAAGUCGAAACUGGUUAAGAACAAAUCACUUACCAAAUCAUCGGCAUUCUGUUUCUGAUGGAAUUGGAGCACUUUUUAGUACCCCAUCCGACUUAUCCCCAAACCAACAGUGGACCCCACCUACUAUCCAAGAAAUCAGCCUUGAUGAAUAUUCUAAUUCAUCAAAAAGAGUUUUGGGGCCGUUGUCAUUUUCGCCAAAUUCUGAGGGAAUUUCGGCUCCUAAUGAAGGAAGAGCUUCGAUUUCAUCUCAUUCAGAUAGUAGUGAUUUUGAGACAAUUGUAAAAUCACUAUCCUCUCAAUCCCAUCAUGGCCGGCGUUGCUUCAUGUCAAAGCCAGUCCACCCGUUGUCCAUUCCAGUUGAAAGAACCAACUCUGGAAUCGGAAUCGGAAUCAACGAUUCCGAUGCUGCUAGUUGUGAAUUUGAGCAUUCCGAUGUUUCCGAACCAAUUGAAUCUGAUGUUAUUAAUCGAUCAAGUGGAGAUAAAUGUGGUCUCUGUGACCGGUUUUUGUCCCAGAGAUCACCAUGGAGCUCCCGCCAGAUCAUCAGAAGUGGAGAUUUUCCGGUGACCGGAGUUCUCUCCUGCCGCCAUGUCUUCCAUGUAGAAUGUUUGGAUCAAACAACACCAAAAACACACAAAGGUGAUCCUCCGUGUCCCAUUUGUGUUAAAUCUGAACCUAGAAAUUCUCCUGAACAACGGGUUUUGUCAAAAUUGAAAAACUCGGGGGUCCCACGCCUCAAAACCUUUCGUGAGGAUGGACCAUCUCGCCCCUGGCGGUGUGCUCAGGCGGGGAAUUGUGUUGAAGGGGCUUUGAGUGCACCAUCACGCAAUGGCAUGAUGGUAAUUAACCGGAAUCGGAUCAAAAAAGGUCUUUCCUUGAAGGGGAACUCCGGUAAGGAGUUCGCCGGAAAACUAAAGAAUGGUGGUGGUGGUGGUGAUGGGGUCGGGUGUUCAAAGUCAGCAUCAAGUUCAAGAAAGAGGUGAUGAAAAUGGUAUGGGGUGUGUGUGUGUGUAUAUAAGAAGUGCAAGGACUAAAAUUGAUUUUGAUUAUUAACUUGUAACAAGAGCCCCAAAAUUGUUUUGAUUAAUGUUAUUGUUAGGUAUAUGUAAAAUAUUGUAAUUUUGGAAGUUGGGAUUCUGUAGGUUGUGUGUGUGUUUGCGAUAGAGGUGUAAACUAAUGGGAUACAUAAAUAUCUGCUUCUAAUUUAUCAUGGAUUAUUACUAA
Molecule: messenger RNA, 1866 nt
Organism: Lactuca sativa (garden lettuce)
Lineage: Eukaryota; Viridiplantae; Streptophyta; Magnoliopsida; Asterales; Asteraceae
Source: RefSeq, a predicted model, not a curated record